AGAUAAAUAAAUAUAAUAAAGAAUGAAGCUAUUUUUAUUUAAUCUUAAUAUGUAUACUUAAUAAGUUAUCUGGGUUUUGAACCAUGGCAAUUAUUUUUGCUAAUAAUUUUUUAAAUAAUCAUUUUCAAUGGGGUAAAUAUUACCACAUUUUUGUGAGGCAAUCAGGUUGGACCCAUAAUUGAUUUCUAUUUAUGAUAAAUGAUUCUUUGAGGUAAGUGUAAAUUAUAUACAAAAUUAUAAGUGAGAGGUGAAAACCAUUGUGUGAUAAAAAAUUUGUUAAAAGAAUUGAUAAAUUUUUUAUUUCAUUAUUAGAUAAAUUUUAUAUAACAUCAAAUUUUCCAUAAUAUAUUUGGCCUUUUUUCUAAAUAUUUAUAGAAAUCUUGGGAGAAUGAACAGAUAAUCUAUUCCUCUCAUUUGAUUAUUGAUUUAAGAAAAGAUUUCAAUUAAAUGAAUUGACAAAGUGAUUCCAUAUACUGAAAUAUUGUUUAUUUUUGUUAACAAUAAAUUAAAUUUUUGGAUAUGGCUUGGGAAUAAUCUUUGAAACCUAUGAUGUGGUUUGGGUUUGGAUUUCCAUUAAACAUGAACUGGGCCUGAAAAUUAUUUUUACUUAUGACCUAGGCUGGAUGAAGAAAUCAAUGCCAGUGAAGGUCUCUAAUUUCAAUGAUUAAAAUAUAUCAUUUCUCAGACUUUAUUUGAAGAUAAAUGAAUGGGCAAAUCACAAAUAUGCCUGUUUUCAAUUAUUUGCAAAAUUUAUUAGGAUUGUUAAUUUAAAGAAACUAUGAUUUCAAAGCAUCAUACAUUUCUAAAAAUUGUUGGACACUAAGAAAUAAAGAAAUCAAUUGUGAAGUGUAUAAUGGAGGAAAUAUUGAUCCAUGAUUGUUUUGGCAUAAAUAACAAAAAAUAUUAUAUUUUUUGUGACCAUGCAUUAAGCUUACAUAUAAUAUAAUAGGAAUCUUUUAAGAAAACAUUAUCAAAAAUAUAAGUUAAUAGCUGAUAGUCCAUUAUGAAUGACUGGUAAUCAGAAUUUUCUUCUUUAUUCAAUGAUGGGUGCAUAAUAAAUUUCCUUUAUAUGAUGAUGAUUGAAUCAGUAAAUUUUUCAUUAUUUUUAUAAAAUAUGUUAAUAGAGUGUAUAUUUAUGAAUUUUAAUUUAAAAACAAUAAGGGUCUAGAAUAUAUUUUUUUGAUUAUAAAUUACAAAUACAAAUGAAUAAGAAUUUAUUUUAAAAGAUUUUAAUAUAUUUUUUAGAUUAAAAAUAUAAUACAAAUGAAUAAAAAUUUAUUGUGCACAUAUAUUAAAAUAUCUAAAUAUAUAUUUCUUUAAUAUAUUUUGUAAAACCACUGGAAAAUUUUAAAAUUACACCCUCAUUUAAACAAAUAUAAAUUUAAUUUCUGAAUCACACCUCAUAAGAUAGGAGAAUUUUAAGAUUCAGCCAUCCACCGUCAAAUAAAGGAUAAAAUUAUGAUUCUCCAUCAUUCUUGAUGGCCAUCAGUGAAUGCCAAGUAACAAAACAAUAUAUAAAGUCAAAUGUGACUAUAUUAAUUGUAAAACUUCUAAAAUAAGAAGUGACAAAAUAAAUAACCAUUAUAAACAUAAACAUCCUCAUGUCAAGUUAUCUGAUAUCAAAUUUACAAAGAUAGCUAUCAAAAAGGAUAAUAAUUGGGUAUCCUUAAAUAAAGAUAUUCCAUUCAAUAUCACAAAUGGGGUUGAAACCAAGUUACAAAAAAAAUCAAUAACAUCUUACUUCCAAAAACACAAAUCUUUUAUUGAAGAUUCCCAAAUUAUAUUAUCUCAUACAAUGCCCAGUUCCAGUGAUCUGCUGAUUUUGAAUAAUGAGCUCAAAUCUUUUACUGAAGAUUCCCAAAUUAUAUUAUCUCAUACAAUGCCCAGUUCCAGUGAUCUGGUGAUUUUGAAUGAUGAGCAUGAAUCUUUUAUUGAAGAUUCCCAAAUUAUAUUAUCUUCUCAUACAAUGCCCAGUUCCAGUGAUCUGCUGAUUUUGAAUAAUGAGCACAAAUCUUUUACUGAAGAUUCCCAAAUUAUAUUAUCUCAUACAAUGCCCAGUUCCAGUGAUCUGGUGAUUUUGAAUGAUGAGCAUGAAUCUUUUAUUGAAGAUUCCCAAAUUAUAUUAUCUUCUCAUACAAUGCCCAGUUCCAGUGAUCUGCUGAUUUUGAAUAAUGAGCACAAAUCUUUUACUGAAGAUUCCCAAAUUAUAUUAUCUUCUCAUACAAUGCCCAGUUCCAGUGAUCUGCUGAUUUUGAAUGAUGAGCAAACACACAAAGUUAUUGAAAAUUCCCCAAUUAUAUCUUUUUUUCAUCCAAUUAUCAAUCCCAAUGCAAGCCAAAAUAUUUCAAACAUUAAAGGCCCAAAUAUUAUUCAAUUAUAUAAAAAAAAGGAGCCUAAUGACCCUUUUCAUUUCAUAUUCUUUAGAAUGACAAAUAUCUUGAUUAAUUUCAUAAUUUCCAUAGGCCCAUGUCAGCCAUGUUCAAAUAUAUUUCAAUAUCCUGUUACUCACAAAAGGAGCAUGAAUAUAUCCUAUUAUAAAAAGGUUAAUAUUGAUGGUUCCCUCAAACCAAGAAAUUGGUUAUCCUAUAGCACCACUUUAGACAAAGUCUUUUGUCUUUAUUGUCUUAUGUUUGGUGGCCCUAAAUCCAAUACUUUUUGGACUCAACUUGGAGUAAAUAAUUGGAAAAAUUUUAAGCGUGACUUAGAGAGACAUGAGUCAUCUUCUAUUCAUAAGGAUUGUGAAUACACCAACAUGACUUGGCUUGCAAAUAAGCGUAUUCAAGAUCAUUUUCUAUCAAAUAGGCUUGAUAUAAUAAUGGAAAAUCGUAAUAUAGUUCAUAAUAUUAUUGAUGCCAUUAUAUACCUUAUAAAAUGUAACAUAGCCUUUUGGGGCACUAAUUCGAAUGAAGGUAAUUUUAUGUGCCUCAUAAAAUUAAUGGCAAAAACGGUUCCAACUUUACGGGCAUACAUUGAUAACAACGAAAAAUUGAGGAGAAAAAAAUCAGAUAAAAUUUCAAGACCUUAUAUAAAUUUAUUGUCAUAUGGCCAUGUGAAAAAAAUUAUUGAAGUCAUUAAGAUAAAAAUAAUAAAAUGUAUUAUUCAAAAAAUUAAAGAGAAUUGUGCCUAUAGCAUCAUAUUAGAUGGAACAUAUGAUGUGUCUAAAAAAGAAUGCAUUGCUUUACUUGUAAGAUAUAUAGAAGAUGAUCCGCAUCCACAUCCUGUAGAAAGGAUCAUCCAUGUUUUUACAACAUCAGAAACCACCGGGGAAAAUAUAAAGAAACAUGUUUUUUCUAAGUUCAAAGAUCUUGGUCUUCCUCUUGAUUAUAUGGUUGGGCAAAGUAUGGAUGGUGCAGGGAAUAUGAGAGGAGUAUACAAAGGAAUGCAGGCUUUAAUAUUGAAAGAGGCUCCAAAAGCCAUAUAUAUUUGGUGCCAUGCACAUAGGCUCAAUUUAGUAGUUGCUCAUGUUUGUGGAUGCAAAAUAGAAAUGAAAAAGGUAAUGGGAAUAUUGGAUGAGUUAUAUAAUUUCAUGAAUGGGGUAAGACGUCAAGGAGUGUUUGUUAAAUAUCAAAUGACAAAGUCUAAAAAAUCUCUUAAAAGAAUAAAAAAUACAACAAGAAAUUGGUCAUCAUCUUAUAAAGCUGUAGAAAUUUUUUUAGAUGUUUAUGAACAUAUUAUAGCAUCAUUAAAUGAAUUAAAAGAUUCUAAUGACCCAAGCACCUCUUCUAUUGCCGAUGGAUUAUUAACAAGAAUUAAGGAUGAAGAUUUCAUAUUAAGUCUAUUUAUUUUGAAAGAAAUAUUGAAAUGCACACAUGAGGCUUGUAUUGAAAUGCAGGCAGUUGGUAAUGAUUUGGCUAUGGUAACUAAAUUAAUACAACACACAAAAAAUAAAUUACAAAGACUAAGAGCUAAUGGGGAUAAUAUUUUUUUAAAAUUGCAUUCCUUAUCUAACAGUUAUUUGAAAAAGAAUAAUGUUACAACGGAAUUGCAUAAUAUAAAAUCAAUAUUCAAAUUUGAUCAAACAGCAUUCAAUAAUUAUGUUAAACAAAAAAAAAACAAAUAUAAAAGGGAAAUAUUUUUCCCUGUGCUUGAUACAAUCAUUAAUGUUUUAAAUGAAAGAUUUAAUUAUGAUUGUUUAAAUUUUUUAUCUCAAAUAUCUCUUUUUACACCAGCUGGAAUUAUAGCCAAUGAUAGAAUAGAAGGGUGGCAAAUAUCUCAAAUUUGUCAUACUUACCAAUUAAAUGCUCAAGAUAUUGCUCGUGAAUAUAAUGAUUUUCGAUCUUUAUAUUUGGAUUCACAAGCAAUCAUUUAUUGCAAGGAUCUUUUGAAAAUAAAAAAGAAUGAUGGGUUAUAUAUUGAUGAAAGUAUUGUAAACGAUGAAACCGAGGAAGAUAUCAAUAACGAUAACAUAAUUAAUACAAAAAAAUGGAUAAAAUAUUCAUUUAUACUACCAUAUCGUCUUUUAAAUAAAUUAAAUUCUUAUUCUAAUUUAUAUUUAUUAUAUAAAUAUUUAUUGACUCUACCAACUACUUCUUGUUCAGCCGAAAGAGUGAUGAGCAAAGUCAAAAUAAAUAAAACUAGAAUGCGGAAUAAAAUUUCUGACCCCUUUUUAGAAAAUUUACUUCUAAUAUCCAGCGAAAUUGAUGUUUUUGAAAGAUUUAAAAUAGACGACAUUAUAACGCGAUUUGCAUCUACGUCUAAAAGAUUAACUAAAUUAUUAAUAAAAUAAGUUAUAUCUUUUUCACAGCUAAUUAUAUACGCCUUUUUAAUAAUGUAAAUUUAAUUUAAUAGUUUUUUAUAUCAUUCUAGUCCGGUGCAUAAUAUAAUACUAUAUUCAUUUUAUUUAAAUAUUUUAUAAUAGUUAUAUUUACAUAAAUGUUUUUAUAAUUCCAGUGCAAAAUAUAUUAUAUUCAUUUUAUUUUAAUAUUUUAUAUAAAACUUAUAUUUACAUAGAUGUUUUUAUAAUUCCAGUGCAACUAUAUUCAUUUUUUUCUCAUAUUUUAUAUAAAAGUUAUAUUUACAUAAAAAAAUUUAUAUUUCCAGUGCAAAAUAUACUCUAUUCAUUUUAUAUUUUAUAUAAUAGUUAUAUUUACAUAAAUGUUUUUAUAAUUCUUGUGCAAAAUAUACUAUAUUCUUUAUUCUAAUAUUUUAUAUAAAAGUUAUAUUUACAUAAAAAUUUUUUUUAUAUAAUAGUU
This is a messenger RNA of Gordionus sp. m RMFG-2023, 5192 nucleotides long. Its product is annotated as zinc finger MYM-type protein 1-like. The coding region runs from base 1493 to 4726 and encodes 1077 amino acids. The transcript is spliced from 14 exons. The record is from RefSeq and is a predicted model, not a curated record. Lineage: Eukaryota; Metazoa; Nematomorpha; Gordioida; Chordodea; Parachordodidae.